AUGAUACCAUCAGAAUACAUUGAACCAGAGGUCUCUCAGGCAAGUGUAGCAGACCCAGAACCAGGUCCUUCAACGACACCAGCAGUUAAAUGUAGACUAGAACAAGAACUUUGCCAUCAAGGCAGUAUUGUGGCCACAGGAAUUGAGGUAAGGAACCAAGAAAUUGUGCAUGGUGUAGAAGUUACUGUUCAUGAAAGGGUGUUCCAGAUCAUCAGUGACCAUGAUAAGCAGCAUAUUCCUGAGAGAGGCAACCCAUUUGAAGAACCACUACAAAAAGACACCACAGAAUCAGACAUGUUCUAUAUGAACAAAAAUCUUUUCGGUAAAAUAGAACUUUAG
This is a messenger RNA of Lottia gigantea (owl limpet), 339 nucleotides long. RefSeq lists its product as hypothetical. The coding region runs from base 1 to 339 and encodes 112 amino acids. The record is from RefSeq and is a predicted model, not a curated record. The transcript has 2 exons. NCBI's taxonomy places the organism in Eukaryota, Metazoa, Mollusca, Gastropoda, Lottiidae.